AAAUUGACCAGGGUUCCUACACUCUCUGCAGCUCAGAUUCUAAUCCGGGGUUUUCAGCAUCAGGUGUAGGCAGCCAAUUGGGCCGUCUGAGCGCCGUGCAUCCUGGGAGCUGUAGUUUCCCGCCCCUCCGCCCGACUACAAGUGGAGCCGCUGGAGGACGGUUGCUUGGGGUUAUUAGCAAGCGGGAAGUAUGGCGGCAGCGCGUGUGGACGCGGCUUUGCCUCCUGGAGAAGGGUUAGUGGUCAAUUGGUCAGGGAAGGGGCUACAGAAAUUAAGUGCAAACUUACCCUGUGAAGCUGACAUUCAUACUUUGAUUUUGGAUAAAAAUCAGAUUAUCAAAUUGGAAAAUCUUGAGAAAUGCAGUCGAUUAAUACAGUUGUCAGUGGCUAAUAAUCGGCUGGUACGGAUGAUGGGUGUGGCCAAACUGACCCAACUCCGGGUAUUAAAUUUGCCUCAUAAUAGCAUUGGCUAUGUGGAAGGGCUAAAGGAACUAGUACAUUUGGAGUGGCUGAAUUUGGCAGGAAAUAAUCUCAAGGCCAUGGAGCAAAUCAAUAGCUGCACAGCUCUACAGCACCUCGAUUUAUCAGAUAAUAACUUACCCCAGAUAGGUGAUAUAUCUAAGUUGGUAUCACUGAAGACCCUGCUUUUACAUGGAAACAUCAUCACCUCUCUUAGAAUGGUACCGGCUUAUCUACCGAGAAGUCUCGCUAUCCUUUCUUUGGCGGAAAAUGGAAUUCGGGACUUAAAUGAGAUCUCUUUUUUGGCAUCCUUAAGUGAAUUGGAACAGUUGUCGAUCAUGAGCAAUCCUUGUGUGAUGGCAACACCUUCCAUUCCAGGGUUCGACUAUCGGCCGUACAUCGUCAGCUGGUGCUUAAACCUCAGAGUCCUGGAUGGAUAUGUGAUUUCUCAGAAAGAAAGUUUGAAAGCUGAAUGGCUCUAUAGUCAAGGCAAGGGGAGAGCAUAUCGGCCUGGCCAGCAUGUCCAGCUUGUCCAGUAUCUAGCUCUGGUCUGUCCUCUUACUUCUACACUGGGUCUUCAAACAGCAGAGGAUGCCAAGCUAGAGAAGAUUCUGAGCAAGCAGAGGUUUCAUCAGAGGCAGUUAAUGAACCAAAGCCAAAAUGAAGAGUUGUCUUGUCUUCCUCCUACUGAAACAAAGGCACCAGAGCAUUCAAGCCCCCUUCAAGAUUGCCAGACAGUCCAGGAGUGCGACCCCGUCAUCCAAGUAAAUUCUUGGGUUGGGAUAAGCAGUAAUGAUGAUCAAUUAUAUGCCGUUAGGAGUAACUUUCCAGCCUCUCUACAUACUACAAAGUAUUCUCGAAAUGACCUGCACCUGGAAGACAUACAGACAGAUGAGGACAAGUUGAACUGUAGUCUUCUCUCUUCAGAGUCUACUUUUAUGCCGGUUGCAUCAGGGCUCUCCCCAGUAUCACCUACAGUUGAGCUGCGGCUACAAGACAUUGACUUGGGCCUAGAAGAUGGUACAAAUGACGCCGUGAAAGGGCAGGAAGACCAGGAAUUGGGUACAGAAGAGGAAAAAGCUUUGUGGGCUACAAACGAGAAUUCUGUUCAAAUGAUGAAAAGUGCAGUCAGUGCAGAGGUCAGUGAGAAAGAUGGGCUGGUACCUUGCCCUGAGCUAGCAGUAGCCAGUGCUCUCUCGAAAGUUGACAUGCACAGCCUUUUAUCUUCUCCUGAGCCAGUUGGACACAGUGUCUUACAUGCAAAACCAGACAGAAAAGAAACCAUAUCUGAAACUGCUUCAGAAGAACUUCCUUGCAGGGCUUUCCCCCAGAGCUCUGUUGCUUUGGGACAAGAUCAAGUUGCCCUUCAGAAACUGAAUGAAGCAGCCACCACACUGCAGGCCUGUUGGCGGGGCUUUUAUGCCAGGAACUAUAGCCCUCAAGCUAAAGGCGUGCGCUAUGAAAUCCGGCUGCGCAGAAUGCAGGAGCACAUUGUCUGCCUCACCGACGAAGUAAGGAGAUUAAGAAAAGAAAGAGAUGAAGAACGUAUUAAAAAUUUUGUACAAGAAGAGGCUGUCAAAUUCCUUUGGAACAAUAUUACAGUAAGGUCUCUGCAAGCUUGGCAGCAGACCGUGGACCAGCGUCUAAGUUCCUGGCAUACCGAUGCUCCUCCUGUAUCAACUACUCUGGUGCCAUCUGAACCUCCAUUAUUCCCCCACAGCCAGGAGCCCUCUUCUGAUCAAAAUUUGGACUGGUUUGUUGCUCCUGAUGAAGCUCCUCAAAAGAAAUCCUUACCGGAAUUUCCAGACUCUGGUUUUCAUUCCUCCCUAGCAGAAGAAGUUCACUGUUUGCAGGAUUCUUUGGAUUUUGAAAAAAGUUCCCGAGAAAGCACUGAAAGUUCGAUAAUAGGGAAUUCUACUGACACAGUCAGGCAUCGCAGAAAGUCAGGAAUAGCGGACGUUAGCGAAGAACAUGGUGAGUGGAGUAAGGAAAGCUCAAGCAGUGAGCAGGAUAAUAAUCUGCUUGAACAGUAUUUAACUUCAGUUCAACAGCUGGAAGACUCAGAGGAGAGGACAAAUUUUGCUGAAGGGGCAGGAGAUAGUACGCUUCACAUAGCUCAAUCCCCUGAAAAGUUAGAUGCCUUGUCUGACAAUGCUUCUGUAGAUGGUACUCAUGUCAUAUCUCCUGCUUUGCAAGAUGAAACCAGCCAGACACCAGAGGAUCGUAAAUUAAAUGCGGAAGUUGAAGGGCAGCAGUCAGAGUGUGAUUCUGCAUUUCAGGUAUUGCAUGUUGGUAUUACUGUAUAGCAUGCCUGGGUGCUUUGGAAGCAGAAUCCACUUAAUUUUUCUUAGGAAUAUUUUCAGUUGCUUUUCUUUCUUUCUUUUUUUUUUUUUGAAGGGGAGUUUGAAUAUACCCUCACUUUUGUUAUUAUUUAUAUAGAAUGUAUAUUCUUGUCUCAUAUUUUCCAUAUUCUAGAUACUGAAGUCAAUCUUCAUAUCGACUGGGUUAGCCUUUUUUACUUAGCUGUAAUGUAUCAAGCAAUAUUUAUAUUGGAAGCUAUAGGCACUUUAUUUCUUAACUGAUUGCAUCAGUAGUGUUUCUGCUUUUUUAUGUAUUCAUUUGCUUUCAAAAAUAUAUUAGAAUAUCUUAAAUAAGAUAGAAAAAUUUACCUUAAAGAUAUAAAUAAGAGAAUUUGACUCCUCUGUGUGAGGAAAUUGUGUGGUUAAGAAUGCAGUUAGUUAAAAUAAAGGUAAACAACAUAUGUGAGGAUUGUGAAGUAUUGAAAUUUGCCAGCCUGCUUCGGGGAAGACCUUGUGUUUUAAGCCUUUUUUCCUCCCUUAUGAGUCAAGGAAAACUUUUUUAUAGACAAAUAGGGGAAGAAGGUAAGAUUAUAGAAUUUUUCAGUAGGGAUGAUUAAAUUGUCUCAUGGAAAACUUUAGUGUAUAUCAUGUAUCAGUUUUAACAUAUGAAGCCAAAUGUUCCACCAUAAUUAAAAUCAAGCUUAUUUAAAGAGGCAAUAUAAGAAUAUUUCUCUCAGAUAAUGAAGAAAGCAAAUACACUAGGCUUUAUUCAUUUGGAAAAAUGUCAUGACAAACAUUUGUUAUCUUUUCAUUCAGUCCUUUUUUUUUACCUCACAGAUAAGCAUGUGUGUGCCAAUAUAUUGCCAGAAAUUCAUGUCUGUUCAUCUUGUAUACUGCUUUAUAUUUGCAUUUGUAUUUCAGCAGAAGAUCUGUGUCAUUUAGUUCAUGUUUGAUUUCUGUGUCUUAAUGAAGAACAUUUAAAAUGAUACUAGUGGUAGAAUAUGGUGACUUUUUUUUAAGAACUAUUUUCUAUCUAAAUCUCUGAAAAAGGUGCCACAUUUGCAAGCCAGUUUAACAGUGAAUAAAAAGAAAUAAACCUCACUUAUUUUUACUUGUUAAAAAGAAUAUAUAUCUGUAACUCUGGGAAGAAGUGAUAAUAUUGUGUUUGAAUAUUACAAGUACAUGUAUAUGCAAAUCAAGGAUGAUUUUUUGGAAGCUUGGUAUUUUAAUCUUUGAGAAUGUUCUAAUACAAUUAAACAGUUCAUAUCUGAUUUUCCCCAAUCUGUGGACAUACAACUAUUUGAAAUGAAGGCAAUACUUAUUCUCUAAAUUUAGGUGCUAGAUACCUAUUUAUUCUGUGGCAGUCGUAGGUCCCCUUCUUUAAAGUUACAUAUAAUAAAAACUUCUGAUCCUUCAAGAAUAAGUUCAGGGAUCACAUGUUAUUCUUUGCUGAUAGUUAGAAACAUUUCUCCAGUAUGGGUUAGAUGUAUUUUUCUCGGUUUGUACAUAUGUAGCACUCAGGUUAAGAAGACUUGAAUUUCAUUCUCAGAAAUCCAAAAUCUCUUGAAAAGGAAUUAUUUUCUAUCUCUUAUAAACUGAACAGCAGUCUUAUGUUCAAAAGUAUUUUUCCUAGUGAAGCUUGUGUAAUGUUGAAAGCAUGUUAAAUAAAAAUAGAAUUUUUUGCUUUUUGAAUAAUGCUAAUUAUCUUUUAUGAAUGAUUUUUAAUUUCUUCUUAAAUAGUCCCUAUUUUUCUAUUUUACAGUUAAGUGCCUCAUUGCUGCCCAUUGUUAGACAAAGAAAAAUCAAAUUGCACUGCACUGGUUCCAAAAAUGCUGCUUCAUGAUUCAUUAAUUUCUCAAUACAGCUCCUGAAAUGUCCUGGUUUAGUAUUGCUUAAGUAGGUUAAGGUUACUGCCGACAUCUUGUCCCUCUUCUCUUUUUUUAAGAAAUGGCAAAACACAGCUAUAGUCAUUUGAGCAUGAGCAUUUGUCAGUAAGAUUUCCUUUUUUACCUUUCCUUUGUUUUUCUAGCAUAUAAAUAGUAUUUAGCAUACUUUUAUUUGAAAAUUGACAGACUAGCCCAGCCAGUGUUCUCAGUGGUUGAGCAUG
Molecule: messenger RNA, 4865 nt
Organism: Myotis davidii
Lineage: Eukaryota; Metazoa; Chordata; Mammalia; Chiroptera; Vespertilionidae
Gene: CEP97
Product: centrosomal protein 97kDa
Exons: 12
Coding region: 191-2764 (857 amino acids)
Molecular function (GO): protein binding
Source: RefSeq, a predicted model, not a curated record